This is a messenger RNA of Myiozetetes cayanensis, 1973 nucleotides long. It is a transcript of the gene TBCE, whose product is annotated as tubulin folding cofactor E. NCBI's taxonomy places the organism in Eukaryota, Metazoa, Chordata, Aves, Passeriformes, Tyrannidae. The coding region runs from base 108 to 1697 and encodes 529 amino acids. The transcript has 17 exons. The record is from RefSeq and is a predicted model, not a curated record. Gene Ontology annotation, biological process: protein folding. Gene Ontology annotation, molecular function: alpha-tubulin binding.
CUCCGGGCGGAAGUGGGGCAGCCGCGCGGGGCGGGCGUGGGAGCGGGAUCGGGCCGGGCUGCGCCUCCCGCCCGUCUGCCAGCAGCCUGGGCUCCAGGCAUCCCGGGAUGACCGCCUCGGUGCCUCCCGAUGCGCUGGGUCGGAGGGUGUCGUGUGGCACCGACUACGGGACUGUGCGCUAUGUGGGCGGCGUGUCUCGGACAUCAGGAAUUUGGCUGGGUGUGGAAUGGGAUGAUCCUCAGAGAGGAAAGCAUGAUGGCUGCUAUGAAGGGACACAGUACUUCAGGUGCAGGUAUCCUAAAGGAGGAUCAUUUAUCCGGCCAAACAAGGCAAAUUUUGGAGUAGAUUUUCUAACUGCAGUAAAGGAUCGGUACGGAUUGAAUGAUAAGCAAGAUAUUCAGUAUGGGACAGAGAAUACAGUAGUAUUUGGAACGAAGACUGUGGAAUUUGUUGGCAUGGAUUCUGUUGCAGAACAGCAAAGACAGCUGAACAAACUGGUAGAUAUCUCGGUGCGUGAGUGUGCAGUGAGCCAUGCUGGUCAGACAGAGGAAAUCAGCAGAACGUGUGCCAAUAUGAGGCAUAUAAACCUAUCAAAAAAUCUGCUAUCGUCUUGGGAGACAGUAAUAGAUAUUGCUUCUCAAGUUCAGAAUCUGGAAACACUUAAUGUCAGUGAAAACAAAAUGAAAUUUCCAUCUACAACAACUUCUAUAUCCAGUGCAUUUUCAAAAUUGAAGAUUCUGGCACUUAAUCAAACUGAAAUAACAUGGACAGAGGUUCUUCUUUGUGCUCAAGGAUGGCCAGCACUUGAAGAGUUGUACCUUUCUUGUAAUAAUAUUACAGUUUUGGAAAGGCCUGAUAAUGUCCUGAAGACCCUGAAGUUGUUAGACCUUUCAGACAACCAGUUACUGGAUGGAAAUCAACUGCAUCUAAUAGCACAUCUCCCCAGGUUAGAACAGCUAAUACUUAGAAACACUGGCAUAUCUUCUAUACACUUUCCUGAUGCUGGAUUUGGAUGCAAGACUAAAAUGUUUCCUUCACUAAAACGCCUUGCAAUAAAUGACAAUAAAAUAUCACAGUGGUCAUCUAUCAAUGAGCUUGAUAAACUGCCAAGUUUGCGGUCUCUGCAGUGUAACAAUAACCCUCUCAUGGACACAGAGAAGAACCCAGAGACCCUGAUACAGCUAAUUAUUGCCAAGAUAAGUCAGCUGGAGGUUUUGAACAACUGCGAGAUCCUUCCUGCUGAAAGAAGAGGAGCAGAGCUUGAUUAUCGCAAAAUAUUUGGAAAUGACUGGUUAGAAGCUGGUGGGCACUGGGACCCAGAGAAAAACAAACCAAGCGAAGAAUUUCUUGCUGCCCAUCCCAGAUACCCAUCUCUCUGUCUCAAAUAUGGUGCACCUGAAGAAGGAGAACUGAAGGGACGACAGCCUUUGACUCUGAAAAAUCAGCUUCUGACUUUGACAAUUAAGUGUCCUGAGAAACCUGAACAGAAGCCAGUAGAGAAAAAGCUACCAGAGUCUAUGACUAUUCAGAAGGUCAAAGGACUGCUGUAUCGCCUAUUUAAAAUUCCUGGUUCAGAAUUGAAACUGUCCUACGAAAGUUCUAAACUGGAAGGAAAAGAAGUUGAACUAGACAAUGACUUAAAGCCUUUGCAGUUUUACUCAAUAGAAAGUGGAGACUGUGUGUUAGUACGGUGGUAAGAAGGGACUCUUUUGCUAGACUGAAGGAAAAGCCGACACAGGAACUGCAGAAGAGUGACAGAGUGCCCGCAGGCAGCAUGGACAGCCUGUGCCUGAACACACCUAUGGGCGAAUAUGAGUUUCACACGUGGCACCAGAGGGCUGUACAACUGUACUUUCAGCUCCUCACCUCAAUCAUCAGACUCCAUGAAAGCAUCUGCUCAUUUCUCUUACUUGAGAGACACCAAAUAGUUUAAUGCUUCAACUAAAUAAAACUCAAGGUAACCUUUCUGCCAA